CCUGCGGCCGCCCCGCAGCCCCCGCCUCAGGCGGCCGGAGGGGCGGGCCUGGGGGCGGGGCCUCGAGGGCGGGCGGAAGCCCGGGGGGAGGUGCUUCCGGGACAGAGGGCGGGCAAGAUGGCGGCGCCCAUGGAGCUGUUCUGCUGGUCGGGGGGCUGGGGGCUACCGUCAGUGGACCUGGACAGCCUGGCCGUGCUGACCUAUGCCAGGUUCACUGGUGCCCCCCUCAAGGUGCACAAGACUGGCAACCCCUGGCGGAGCCCUUCAGGAACUCUGCCUGCCCUCCGGACCAGUGACGGAGAGGUCAUCUCGGUGCCACACAAGAUCCUCACCCACCUGCGAAAAGAGAAGUACAACGCUGACUACGAUCUGUCGGCCCGGCAGGGGGCAGACACCUUGGCCUUCAUGUCUCUGCUGGAGGAGAAGCUGCUCCCGGUGCUGAUCCAUACUUUUUGGGUGGACACCAAGAACUACGUGGAGGUGACCCGGAAGUGGUACGCCGAGGCCAUGCCCUUCCCCCUGAACUUCUUCCUUCCUGGCCGCAUGCAGCGACAGUUCAUGGAGCGGCUGCAGCUGCUGUGCGGGGAGCGCAGGCCCGAGGACGAGGACGAGCUGGAGAAGGAGCUGUACCAGGAGGCUCGGGAAUGCCUGACCCUGCUCUCCCAGCGCCUGGGCUCUCAGAAGUUCUUCUUUGGGGAUGCCCCCGCCUCCCUGGACGCCUUCAUGUUUGGCUACUUGGCGCUGCUGCUGCAGGCGAGGCUGCCCAGCGGGAAGCUGCAGGCCCACCUGCGGGGGCUGCACAACCUCUGCGCCUACUGCGCGCACAUCCUCAGCCUCUACUUCCCCUGGGAUGGAGCGGAGGUGCCGCUUCCACGCCAGACGCCAGCAGGCCCGGAGGCUGAGGAGGAGCCGCACCGGCGGCGGGACCAGGUGCUGUCGGUGCUGGCGGCGCUGGCGGCCAUGGCCGGCUACGCCCUGCUCAGCGGCAUCGUGUCCCUGCAACGGGCAGCGCCUACCCGGGCCCCCGGCCCCCGGUCACUGCGCAUGGCCGAGGAGGAGGAGGAGGACGAGUGACCUGGCCGCGAGCUCCCAGGCCGGACUUUUCUGCUCUCACACAUUCCAGAGGCUUCUCUGCUUCCCCACUGUCGGUACGGCCGGAAAACGGGCGCCCCUCCCGGAAUAAAGCCGUCCACGUGGACUGCA
This is a messenger RNA of Suricata suricatta (meerkat), 1203 nucleotides long. It is a transcript of the gene MTX1, whose product is annotated as metaxin 1. The record is from RefSeq and is a predicted model, not a curated record. NCBI's taxonomy places the organism in Eukaryota, Metazoa, Chordata, Mammalia, Carnivora, Herpestidae. Gene Ontology annotation, cellular component: SAM complex. Gene Ontology annotation, biological process: mitochondrion organization. The transcript is spliced from 8 exons. The annotation marks the transcript as partial.